Molecule: messenger RNA, 9414 nt
Organism: Oncorhynchus masou masou (cherry salmon)
Lineage: Eukaryota; Metazoa; Chordata; Actinopteri; Salmoniformes; Salmonidae
Gene: wnk4b
Product: WNK lysine deficient protein kinase 4b
Exons: 20
Coding region: 513-5186 (1557 amino acids)
Biological process (GO): positive regulation of potassium ion import across plasma membrane; protein phosphorylation; monoatomic ion homeostasis
Cellular component (GO): cytoplasm; cytosol
Molecular function (GO): ATP binding; protein serine/threonine kinase activity; potassium channel inhibitor activity
Source: RefSeq, a predicted model, not a curated record
UAAUCCACAUUGGGAGCGGACAGUUUGAAGACGUGCGACCAGAGACACAAUUUGAGGAAUACUCGGAUUAAUGUCAUUUAUUUUUCGUCUGUCUAUGAGCACGACCAAGUAAAUUAUAUUUGGCGGAUUUAAACAAGCACUUUUUACUAGGGAGAACUCGAGAACGACCUUCAUUCAGGUUGAGGUGAAGAGACUUGUCACCACACUUGUUGAUUGUUAAAUAUUUUUUUGUAUUAUUUAGGCAAUAGUUUAAUAGCCUAUAGUUGAAUUGAACAGAACAACAUCGAAUGUAUAAGCCAAAUAUGUAGACACGUAUCUGUAUCCUAUACUUAUUUGUCAUUUGGAUUUUUUUGCCCGUUCUUAUUUUUCGAAAUAAUCCACAUUCCCUGCAACCUACGAUGUUCCCUUGUCCAGUUUAUGUUUUUGAAUAGCCUUUUUCGGAUUUGCACUAUCCACUAGUUGGGACACAAGACCCACCUGUUGCAUUUCGAGGCAAAACUCAUAAAACAGGAAUGUCACAACUAGAGAUCGACGUGGCCGGACUGGGUUUCUCCAAAUUACCUGCUGGGUUCGACGCCAACUCCUGCUUCCCUGGCCGAAUACCACCAAGGCGAAGGAGACACUCGGCAAACUCCAGGAGAAACUCGUACAGGUUGAGCAAAAUAAAUACCUUGGAUUUGGAGCCUGAAGUUUACAAUGAUGCCCCUCUCUCCAAAACUCACUCCUGGUCUGCUGAUGAUAUUUUAGCCGAAACAGCGGCAGAGGAGAAAAAGGUGGACUCCUCAGCACCAGCUUCACCUGUCUCAAGCCCGGGAACGAGCACGUGCUCACCCCCUGGUACCCAAGCGUCAGACCCCAAACCACCUCUUGAUACCUGGGACGCGCCACAGCCCAGCUCACAAGCACAGGGCACAAGUUCAGAUUCCGAGGAAGAAAUCACUGACAAAAAGGUCAUUUUAUCUCGAGCUCCAUUUGAAAGAAAACGGGAGCAAGAGGAAAAGGAUGAAAUUGAAACCAAAGCCGUGGCGACGUCACCUGAUGGAAGGUUCCUCAAAUUCAACAUUGAAAUUGGGAGAGGGUCGUUCAAGACGGUGUACAAAGGCCUGGAUACGGAGACAACAGUAGAAGUGGCAUGGUGUGAGCUACAGACGCGGAGGCUGACGAAGGUGGAGCGCCAGCGUUUCAGUGAGGAGGUGGAGAUGCUGAAGGGGCUGCAGCACCCCAAUAUUGUCCGCUUCUACGACUCCUGGAAGGACAACUGCAAGGGCCACAAGUGCAUCCUUCUGGUCACCGAGCUCAUGACAUCAGGCACCCUCAAGACGUACCUGAAGAGGUUCAAGGAGAUGAAGCUGAAGCUGUUGCAGCGCUGGAGCCACCAGAUCCUGAAGGGCCUCCACUUCCUCCACACCCGCACCCCGCCCAUCAUCCACAGGGACCUCAAGUGUGACAACAUCUUCAUCACCGGCCCCACAGGCUCCGUCAAGAUCGGCGAUUUGGGCCUGGCCACACUAAAGAGUGCCUCGUUCGCCAAGAGUGUCAUUGGGACUCCUGAGUUCAUGGCUCCAGAGAUGUACGAGGAGAAGUAUGAUGAGGCGGUGGACGUCUAUGCCUUUGGGAUGUGCAUGCUUGAGAUGACCACGUCUGAGUACCCCUACUCCGAGUGCCAGAACGCCGCCCAGAUCUAUCGUAAAGUCACCAGCGGAAUUAAGCCGGACAGCUUCUUCAAAGUAAAGGUCCCUGAGUUGAAAGGGAUCAUAGAGGGAUGCAUCCGCAUAAAUACAGACCAGAGGUACACCAUCCAAGACCUGCUGGAACACACCUUCUUCAAGGAGAACAAUGGCGUCCAUGUUGAGCUGGCGGAGGAGGACGACACGGUGAAGUCUGGCCUGAAGCUGUGGCUGCGUAUGGACGACACCAAGAAGCUGCAUGGGAAGUACAAGGACAACAACGCCAUCGAGUUCCUGUUUGAACUCUACAAGGACGUACCCGAGGAGGUGGCCCAGGAGAUGGUGGUGCUGGGCUUCGUCUGUGAGGCAGAUUACAAGCUGGUGGCCAAAGCCAUCCGGGACCGUGCCACCGCCAUCAAGCGGCAGCGGGAGAAGCAGCGCCGGAUGGCUGAGGAGGCCUUGCGCCAACAACAGGAAACUGUCAUUGAGGAAGAACCAGAGUUGGCCCCCGAGCCAGAACCGCCCACCCCCAAACCUCAAAUAGCCCUUCCCAUUAAACAGCCCGCCCCUGUCUCGUCACCCCCUGCCCAGAGUCCGCCCACGAUGGUGUCGAGGCCGGUGAUAUCCGUGGCUAACGGCUCGGUGGAUUCGGGGAUCAACGCCAGCUUCACAGCAGAGACGGAGGAGCAGGAGGCAGACCAGCGGCUGCACUACAACAUCAGACAUGCCAGCUACUCCUCUGCCACGUCCGACUGCGAAAUGGACGGCUACCUGAGCUCCUCUGGCUUCCAGGAUCCCGGGGAUCCCCAUCUCCAGCCUCCUGUUAAUUUCGCCCCUUCCUCCAUCACGCCUGUUCCGUUGCCCCUGGAGAUCCCUCGCAUCGAGGCCCUGGCCAUCAAGGCUCCUCCCCCUGAUGCUCCACCAAUCCCAGCUCUCCGCUUCCCCUCGAGUAUUGCUGUAUCCAACACUACCAUGCCUCAGUCAGGAAAUGCCAGUGGUUUCUCUUCUCCUGUCGACAGCUAUGCCUCUGAUGUGACAUCAGGCUUGAGUGAUGGCAAUGAGGGCCUAUCAGAAAAGAGUGCCAACAAACGUACCGGUACCAAGCUCUUCAGGAGGAGAGCCCGCUCACGCUUACGAAUCACUGGGUUGUCUGACAAAGUGGACCGUGUGGUGGAGUGUCAGCUCCAGACUCAUAACAGUAAGAUGGUGACCUUUAAGUUUGACCUGGACGGAGACAACCCGGAGGACAUUGCUGCUGUCAUGGUCCACAAUGAGUUCAUCCUUCCCUCUGAGCAGGAGGGCUUCAUCUACCGCAUGCGUGACAUCAUCAAGCGUGCAGAGGCCCUGAUGAAGAGGGGUGAGCCCCUGAGUCUGGGGGACGCUGCCCACCAGCUCUACCCCUACCUCAGCGAAGUGGGCACCCUGUCCGCCUCGCAGCCAAACUUACAUGCGCAUGGACUGGAACGGACACAUUCCUCUUCAUCUUUGCCCGACUUUGCUGAGGGCAGCGUUGCUCAGCUCCGAGGCUCGUCUCCUGUGGCGCCUGUUGGAGACUUCUACAUCGACCCAAAGGCAGUCCCUUCUGUUCGCCCCCUCCGCUCUCAGUCCUUCCAGACCACGUCAAGUUCUUCUCAGACCUUCCACCCGCCUGCUUCCCAUUACCCCCAGUAUUCCCACCCCAAGGCCGUGCCCCCCGUGAUGCCCCUCAAUCAGCUGCUUCCACUGCCCCAGCAGUACCCCAAGCCCCCCUAUGUCCCCAACACCCACUUCCCCUUCCCUUACCCUUUCACCCAGACCUCCUCAAAGCCCGCCAGCACCCCCCUCACCCCCGAAACCCUCCACCGGGUCCUAAGCAACUCCAACCUCUCCUCCUCUUCCCCAUCCCCUUCCUCCUCCCCGGCCAAGCCGGCCACCCCAGGGCAGCAGCAGGGGGGUGAAACGUUACCUCUGAAGGGUGAGGUAGUGGGCAGUACCCCCCAGCCCACCCCUCCAGCCCAACAGCAGCAGAACCCAGGCAUGUGGCCCCCCAACAGCCACAACCAGCCCCUCUUUUCCCUGGCCAACGUGUUGUCCCUGGCCAUGAGCGUGGCCCAGUCCUUCAUGCCCCCCACCUCCAUGCCCAGCGGUCUGAACCCAGCCCAGUCUAGCUCCUACCACCCCUCCAUGUUUGGCCCUUCCCAGCUGAUGCCAGGGGAGGGCCCCUACCAACCCCAGGGCCAGAUAACAGCAGGCCAGUAUCUGGACAUGUGCCAGCAGUAUGCAGACACCCAGGCUCUGCACCAACAGGGCCUGUUGAAAGCCAACGUAGCCCGAGGGUUACCCCAGCCUGGCGGGCUAGUGGAUGGGACUGCUUUCAGGCAAGCUGGCUCCAGCCUCUCUCCUCCAGGAUCCAGGGUGAGCCCCCAGAUGUAUUGCCAGCUGGGGCCCAGGGUGGGGUUCCAGGAGCAGACAGACAGCUCAGCCUCCACCUCUAUCACCAGCUCCCCCUCCUCCUCAGCUCCGGCCAGCCCACAGAGCACCGUGUCUUCACCCAAGCUAAGAACCUCUUCACCCCUGGUGGUGUCAGAGUUGGGAGCAAACGCUGCCAAAAACAGACUGUCACCUAUCUCUGAGGAGAAAAAGCCUACAGUUACCGUCGGACGUUUCCAAGUCACACCCAGCAGAGUGAUCCCUGCAGCCUCCGCUAGCCCCGCCCAGGAUCCUCCCCAAACCCACCCACAACACCAAACCCCGCCCACAGUCACCGUUAGCACCAGCCCUUCCUCCCGGGACAGUGAAUCUGAUACCAGCACCGAGGAGCAGGGGGGCGAAUCAGAAAGCAGCGUUAGCACCUUAACCGUGUCCCCUCCCCAGCGAUCCCCCGGCGGGCCCCUGUGUAACCUAGACAUCGCCCAGUCCUUGCCUGGAGGCCCUAAGCAGACAGAGCAGGAGGACCAGCAGGAGAGUGAGGAGGAGCCAGACAAGGAGCCAGACAAGGAGCCAGACAAGGAGAAGAAGGAGGGAGAGGAGGAUGAGGAGGAGGAGCUGAGGAGAAGGGGGGGUCGGAGGCUGAGCCUGAGCCUGUGGGAGGGUACAGCGGGGAGCCCCCAGUUCAGUGGGAGCAACCUGAACCAGCCCUGGAUGAGCUACACGCGCAGCGCCUCGUAUGUCAGCAGUGACGAGACAGAAAGCGAGAACGAGGAUAUGUGCGAGGAGCUACAGGAACUCAGGGACAGGCACCUGUCAGAGGUGCAGGCCCUCCAGCUCACUCAGAAGAGGGAGAUUGAGGCGCUGUAUGAGCGGAUGGGAAAGGUGCCUCCCCCAGGUAUCGUGUCCCCUGCUGCCAUGCUCAACAACCGCCAGAGGCGCCUCUCCAAGAGCGGCAACUACCCCGGCUUGCGUAGGAACAGCCUGCAGAGACUGGAUAUACUGCCCCCUGCAGGGAUCAUGCGUAAAAACUCAGUCAGUGGCAGCAGCAGUGGCUCUCAGGAGAGGUCCAGUAAAGGGGUGACCUUUGCCCCCGACUACAACCGGAUGUGAGACGUGUCUCCCUGUGUGAUCCGGAGAACUGGGGGUUGGGGCAGGUGAUACUGUGGCCAGCCGCCUCCCCUCCCAACCACCAACCAGGAAGAGAGGGAGCCCAAUGAUGACCAAUACGUUGCCCAGCCCAGUGCUGAACAGAUAGCUCCCAGCCUGAGCCCUGGGAUGGGGAAACCGAAUGAACAGAAGACAUGGGCCUUUUCUGAAUUGGAUUCUCCCAACUCCUGCGUCCUCUUUCCUCUGUCCUCUCUCGUCUCCUUUUGAAAAAGGUCAUUGAGGAAAGGUAGCAAGGAGAGUGAACGAGGACGAAAAUGUGCUUGUAAGAAAUUAAACUUUUUCUCCACUCAGGCAAAUGACGUUUACAGGGGUGGAUCCCAAAAUAAAUUUGUAGAGUGAUAAAAACAAAUGAAGUUAGUUGUUCAAUACAUUUUAUAGAUACAACUAUAAGUAGCAUAUUGUUUGUAAACAUGUGCAUGCUUUUCUCCAUCAACAAAACAAAAGCUGAUUCAAACGCGGUGUGGCAGAUUUAUAAGUUCUUCCGUGAAGGACUCAGGUAGGAGACCAUUGACUAUCAUCUAUGAAAGAUGGCUAACAAGGAGGAAGAACACUCUUCUGUUCGCCUUGACCACUUAUGAGUUUCUGAGUCACGGAGGAGAGAGGACGAAGGAGAGGUUGGAGGACAGACUUUUUCCCAAAUGAAAAAAGGCCAUGGUCAUCCACAUCACUAAACACUCCUCCUAACGACGAUGGAUAAGGAUCCCAUUGUCAGAGCACCAAAGCAUCCUAUCUGCCAUCUGGUCCAUGUGCAAUACCAUGAGUUCGUAUUGUGACACCAAUCCAAGGAUGUCACCCUCCCCAUCUUAAGGAUGCUAAGCUUAUAUAGCUGUGUGUAGCAUCAGGUCAAGUGGAAAGUGAGCAUAUGAAGGCUAAUUGUGUGUGUUUCUGCAUGUGCUCUUAUGCGUUUGCUGCCUGUGCCCUGGAAAACACACGUCCCAGAAGCCCUGCUCUCUCCUGCACCUCGUCAUCCAACUGCUGCAAGCAGGAACUCCUCUUAAUACAAUAUGACCCUAUUCAAUCCGAAGUGCUGAAGAUCUGCUUAAUGUUGAAAUGGACAACUAAAGGUAAUGUUCCUGCGGUCGUGGAGACUGUAUUCACGGUAAACGCUGCAUAUGUCUGCUCAAUCGGAAAAAACCUUAACAUUUUUUAUGUGGGUCAUCUGCGAUACUUCGGCGAUAUGGAUCAAAUCCAGCCCUAGCUAGACAGUGUUUUACUGUCCAGAUGUUAUGAAUCAAGAGAUAAGAUAGCUUUAGCAGGAUGAGAUGUAAUCAUUGCCUUCAAAACAGUGCCUUUGUAGGGAUUGUAGUAUUGUUUCAAGUUGGUAUUUGAAGGGUUUGGAAUAUUGCGUAAGGAAUAUGGGAUGAACAAAUAUGCAUCUAAUGUAUUGACCGGCAAGUCAGGUCAGCAGUUUUCCAUUUUGCAGCUCCGCUUACUUGGCGUGCCGGGUGAACUAAAUCAAGUGCACCUAAAUAAGAGUCAAUCCAAGCUGCCUGCAAGUAUCAGCAAAACAUCAGAGCUGUAUUUGGUGUAAACAAAUGUUCAUGAAGCAACACAAAUCACACAUGGUGCAUGAAAAACUAAAUGUCACUUUACUGAACUUACACUGAACAAAAAUAUAAACGCAACAUGUAAAGUGUUGGUUUCAUGAGCUGAAGUAAAAGAUCCCAGAAAUGCUCCAUAUGCACAAAAAGCUUGUUUCUUUAAAAUUACAUUUGUUUACAUCCCGGUUAGUGAGCAUUUCUCCUUUGCCAAGAUAAUCAAUUCUCCUGACAGGUGUGGCAUAUCAAGAAGCUGAUUAAACAGCAUGGUCAUUACACAGGUGCACCUUGUGCUGGGAACAAUGAAAGGUCAUUCUAAAAUGUGCAGUUAUGUCACACAAUACAAUGCCACAGAUGUCUCAAGUUUUGAGGGCGCGUGCAAUUAGCAUGCUGACUGCAAGAAUGUCCACCAGACCUGUUGUCAGAGAAUUGAUCGUUCAUUUCUCUGCCAUAAACCAACUCCAACUUCGUUUCAGAGAAUUUGGCAGUACAUCCAACCGGCCUCACAACCACGUGUAUGGCGUUGUGGGGUGAGUGGUUUGCUGAUUACAACGUUGUGAACAGAGUGUCCCAUGGUAGCGGUUGGGUUAUGGUAUGGGCAGGCAUAAGCUACGGACAGCGAACACAAUUGCAUUUUAUCGAUGGCAAUUUGAAUGCACAGAAAUCCGUAGCGUGCCGUGGUUCUGGGGCCUGGGCCUUCAGUGAAGUCCUACACAGUCCCACCCGAAUUAAUCCACCUCUUAUUACCAUUAAUAUGAUGCCAUGGCUCUAGACACUAUACAUUUAGACAGUAACGCAGUAUAACCAGGCGUUGCGUCACCUUGAAAUUGACAUUUUUAUUCAGAGAAUUGCAGGGGAAGAGUACAAUACCUUUUCAUUGUGCAGCUUUGUUGCCCUGCGCGCUUGUUCGUUGAGCUGUAGAUCCACUCGGGUGUCCCCAAAAGUUUUCAAAAGCACCAUUGCUUGUAAGUGCCCAGCCGUACUUUGGUGUCUCGUUGCUGCCUUGGUUAGACAACUCAGGUUUGCAAAGCCAGUGUGGCUCCAAACACCAAAUCGAUCACUUUCAAAUAAUAGGCAUUCCCAGCAGUACAGUUUGCAGUGCUUCUCGGAGCCUGUGUCAUUGAUAGCGCCCAUAAUUGAAAGUGGCGAACGAACCCCUUUCCCGCCUGUGACAGGCUUUGGAGUGUCGGCGUCUACCUCUCCUGACAAUGUCUAACUUUUCUUGAAAAGUUUGUCUUGAGAAUGGCGUUGUAAUUAUAUCCUCGACCAAAUCGAUAUCUUCUCCUUCCGCCAUUGUGGGUUGAAAAAACAGCUUAGUAGUACGCAAAUUAAUUCGUUGAUCAAUUUCAGUUUCCUAGUUCUGAGACCUGCCCAUAUAGGACCUGCCUCUCAAUAUUGGUAAUCCAAUCAAAAGAUGUGCACGCACUACGCCCGCUAGCUGGCUCCUGUGUAACACUGGAGCCAGCCAGCAGGCGUACAAUAGCCAAUUCUAAAGCUGAUUGGUUGACACUAAAUUUUAAUUUCCAUUCACUUUAAGCUACAAGCGCCCGCACUGAUGAUUCUGAAGGCCUGAGGGCAGAUUUUAGACCCCUGGCAACACAUGAUGGCUGAAUAUGAUUGGAUAAAAUAUCUAACAUAAAGACCAGCCCUCCAAAUCUCAACCUGGGGCUGGAAGCAGUGCAACCAAGAGGAACGCUAUGAAAUGAAGAGUGUAACUCUUACUCUGGGGAAUAAUUUAAUACAUAUUUGUGGGAAAAUAUAUUUAAAAAACAAAUUAUAUUCUGAUGAUGUUUAGGCCAGCAGAGAAGACCUUGCUGGCCCUGACGGCCCACCACUGACAGAAAUACCGUGACGAGAUCGUGAGGCCCAUUUUUUGUUAAGGUAUAUGUGACCAACAGAUGCACAUCUGUAUUCCCUGUCAUAUGAAAUCCAUAGAUUAGGGUCUAAUGAAUUUAUUUUUAAUUGCUGAUUUCCUUAUAUGAACUGUAAACCAGUAAAAUCUUUGAAAUUGUUGCAUGUUGCGUUUAUAUUUUUGUUCAGUAUACAAACACUCCAGGUCUUAUAAUAUACUACAUGUUGUUAAUUUGUUACUCACUCUCUAUGGCCUAGUAGUAAAGAUACUGGGUGUCACUUAUCAGACUUCAUUUUUUAAGCAUAGAAUGGACGCUUAUGCUUUAAAAAUGUAUUUUAUCUUCGGAUUGAUACAAUGCACUUUCCAUAGGGGUCGUUCACUAUUAGUAUUGAACAAUUGCGUCCCUACAAAUAAUAGCGGGGUAAAGAUUUAUAGUUAUAUAUUUUAAAUCGGUAUGCGUGCCUACGCAUUUAGUGUUGGUAAUUAUUUGAUUCAUGACAAAGAACUGAAGCUGUGAAGAAUUCUGAGCUAUUUGCCUUAAAGUAUGCACAUGGGGAAAGAUUGCAGUAGAACACAGGAAAUUACUCAGAUUGUGUUCUUCUAAAUCAAGACAUCAACAGUAAAUAUACAAUGAACUCUAUUUUGUUGUCAAUCAUGUUUCUAGAAAACAUACUGCCAUGCAGAUUCUGUGCCUUUACCAUAUUUUUUUUAACCUUCCAAGCGUGAUUGGUUUUUAAAUCAUAUUUGUAAAUAUUGCUAAUAAAAUGACUAUUCAACAUCA